CAUGACUUACCAGUUAGAAAGUAAACAAUGGCUGCAUCAGAUGGGAGUGGGUUGCGUUACAAAGACAAAGUCACUAUUGUCACCGGCGGCUCGAAGGGAAUAGGCAAAGGAUGUGUUGAAGUUUUCGUGAAGAAUGGAUCGAAGGUUGUCUUCUGCUCCAGGGGAGAGUCUGAAGGGAAACAACUGGAGCAGGAGCUGAAUGCUGUGGGUCCCGGAGAGGCGUAUUUCGUCCCUUGUGAUGUGUCCAAUGAAGAUGACAUUAAGAACCUCAUUGACAAGACUGUAGAAAAAUAUGGUCAGAUAGACUGUCUCAUCAACAAUGCUGGAAGCCAUCCACCAUUCCACACAAUAGAUGAGUUCAGUGCUGAUGACUUCCGAAGUCUGCUCAAUCUUAAUCUUGUCAGCUACUUCCUUGCUGCAAAGUAUGCUCUGCCCUAUCUACGGAAAACGGAAGGAAAUAUCAUCAACGACUCAAGCCUGGUUGGGCAGAUCGGACAAACGGGAGCGGUCACUUAUGUCGCUACGAAGGGUGGGAUCACAGCGAUGACCAAGGCACUUGCGGUGGAUGAAUCCAAGUACAAUGUAAGAGUCAAUUCGUUUUCACCGGGCAAUGUGUGGACCCCGCUGUGGGAAAAUGCUGCCAACAAUGAGAAGGAUACACAGGGCUGUAUAAAGGGGGGUGCCAAUGCACAGCUUCUGGGGAGGUUUGGCACUAUCGAGGAGUGUGGCCAGGCCUGCUUGUUUCUGGCAGCAGAGGGCACCUUCUGUACCGGCAUCGAUCUCAACCUGUCCGGUGGCGCUGAGCUCAACUAUGGCUUCAAGAACAUGAGAGAAAGAACAGGCAUCUACCAAUAAGAGUGUUGCUCUUCAAGGAAGCUUUUCUUGCCACCUGUAUUUCAUAUGGCCAACACGUAUUUAGCUUUAAAUCUUUCCAUGAUUGCAUCAUAUCCUUCAACUAAUAUAGCAUGUGUAGGGGCAGUGGGGUAGCCCAGUGGUUAACACAUUUGCUCGUCACGCUGUAGGCCUGCGUUCGAUUCCCCAUAUGGGCACAAUGUGUGAAGCCCAUUUCUGGUGUCCCCGUCAUGAUAUUGCUGGAAUAUUGCUAAAAGCGGCGUAAAACCAAACUCACUAGCUCAGUAUACACAUGUUAUUUGCCUUUUCAUUAUACUUUACUUGAAAUAUUUGAAUUUGAAGUCAAAAAGAAAAUAUGUUUGGUUAUGUAUGUAAAAAGAUAUUUUUAUAUACAUGAGUUUAAUGCAUAGAUUUGAUAAUGGUAUAUUUUGAUGGUAGGCAUUUCAUCAAAUUCCACAGAACAUUAUGCAGAGUACAGCA
Haliotis rubra (blacklip abalone) is the source of this 1332-nucleotide messenger RNA. RefSeq names its product 17-beta-hydroxysteroid dehydrogenase 14-like. The coding region runs from base 28 to 855 and encodes 275 amino acids. The record is from RefSeq and is a predicted model, not a curated record. Gene Ontology annotation, cellular component: cytosol. Gene Ontology annotation, molecular function: estradiol 17-beta-dehydrogenase [NAD(P)+] activity. Gene Ontology annotation, biological process: steroid catabolic process. Lineage: Eukaryota; Metazoa; Mollusca; Gastropoda; Lepetellida; Haliotidae. The transcript has 10 exons.